GGCCACUUGAAGACGCUUGGCUACACUAAAAAGUGGGACCUUGGAGCCUCGGUAACCGGGUAUAAGUGUUCUCUCCCACCAAAGUUGGACCCCUGUAACUACAAAUCCUAGCCAAAUCCUUUGCACUUUGCAGUUUACAGUUUUUAUAUGGGAAAACAAUUCCGGCCGUCCAAAAACUUGCACUUUGUGGGGUGUUUGCACUUCCAGGGGGUUGCACUUCCAGGGGUUUCUACUGUACAUCUACUAUGGUACGCAAUUCCAUUUCUCCACCUAGUCCAAUUCACUCAACCCACCUUCCUCUUCUGGUCGUCGAUCGCUUUGGCCGUUAUCUGUCUCACCACCAUGCAGUCCAUUGGGAUCACCUCGUCUCCAUUCCUCUGACCAACAUCCCAUCUCCAUGUUCCCAGAACCACCACCAUGGCCAUCAUAACAUCAUCUUUGUUCAACCUUCUCGAGGUCCAAUCCGAUUGCUUCAGUAGUAGACUUGCUCAUUACCAGUAGUGUACACACGUUGCAGCGACCGAGAAUCUCCUUCCAAUCGGAAAUCAUGAGCGAAGCCGCCGGCUUGCCUUGCUCUUCAACCAGGUCCUCCUCUACUCUGCCUUCCUCUCAGGGAAGAAAACAAAAAAAAAAAAAAAAAAAAAAAAAGAAAAGAAAAAAAGAAA
Neurospora hispaniola is the source of this 665-nucleotide messenger RNA. RefSeq lists its product as uncharacterized. The transcript has a single exon. The coding region runs from base 148 to 381 and encodes 77 amino acids. NCBI's taxonomy places the organism in Eukaryota, Fungi, Ascomycota, Sordariomycetes, Sordariales, Sordariaceae. The record is from RefSeq and is a predicted model, not a curated record.